Messenger RNA from Zasmidium cellare ATCC 36951, 3150 nucleotides. RefSeq lists its product as uncharacterized. Lineage: Eukaryota; Fungi; Ascomycota; Dothideomycetes; Mycosphaerellales; Mycosphaerellaceae. Gene Ontology annotation, biological process: regulation of DNA-templated transcription. Bases 1 to 3150 code for a protein of 1049 amino acids. The record is from RefSeq and is a predicted model, not a curated record. The transcript is spliced from 4 exons. Gene Ontology annotation, molecular function: DNA binding.
AUGACGACUAUUAUGGAAGAGCACGAGGGUGAUUUUGCUGCUGUUGCUCAGCCGGAUUUCGAGCAGUUGUUGGAUAUUCCUGAGGGUGCUUUUGGCGGUGGUGAUGAGGCGUUGUUUGGGAAUACGGUUGCGACGGAUCCGGCGAGGCUAGGGUACUGUCCGGAUCACCCUGGCGACGAUACGAAUUGCUGGUGCAAUAGCUUCAUGGGAGAUUGGGACAUCCCACAGCCUGCGACUGAUGCGACUGAGGCUCCCACUGGUUUAGAAGAACCAGACUACUCGAGGACUGAAAGCUUCGAGUAUGGUCCGUCUGUUCCGUUCAAAGAUGAUGCUCCAGGCAGUUCGAAGCGCAACGGCAUCCGCUUUCCUCGACAUGCCGUGAAGACUCUCCGAGACUGGCUUGAUGCCCACGCCGACAACCCGUACCCAACCGAAGAGGAGAAAGUGAAGCUCGAACGCCAGACUGAACUGAAGCCAAGUCAAAUCGCCAACUGGCUCGCUAAUGCGCGACGUCGACGAAAGGCUACAGAAAAGGCGAAACCAAGGCUCGCUAGCUCACCGAGUCUUCGACCGACUACUGCUGCUAUUGACAUUCCUACUCCGGACAAGCCAUGGGACGAGCUCAAUCCCUUCGAAAGAUGGAAGAACUCUCCACCUGAACACGAACCUGCUUCCAUCACGGAUAUCGCCAUCGCCGUCGCGAACACAGACUUCCCUGAGGAUCCAGUCUCGCGGUCGCCUUCUACGAAUGGUCGAUCGAGCAAAAGGCGUAAGGCUUCCAGCAAUGGAUCUGGCUUCUCCAAUGUUAGGGCGCCGUCUACGACCUCGCUGGAGACUGGCCAGACUUCAUCACUCUCUGCGUCGAGCGCGGCGUUCUCUGCUUCCAACGACUCCUCGCACUCUACGCAUGGCUCGUUCGGCUCUUUCAGUUCCAGUCUGGCUGGAAAGAAAGAUCGUCGACGAAGGCGGAGGCCAGCGCCUGCGAGCGCCGCCCGCAAGUCUUUGAUCGAUGAUAAGAAGCGCAUCUUCCAGUGCACGUUCUGCACAGAUACCUUCAAGUCGAAGUACGACUGGACCCGGCACGAGAAGUCUCUCCACCUGUCUCUCGAGAAAUGGAUCUGCGCACCUCUGGGACCGGUCAUCACGGAUCAAGAAUCUGGCGAAAAGAAGUGUGUGUACUGCGAUUUGUACAACCCCUCCAGCGACCAUAUCGAAUCGCACAACCACCGGCAGUGCGAGGACAAAGGAAUAGACGCCAGGACUUUCUACCGCAAGGACCAUCUGAGGCAGCAUCUCAGGCUCAUGCACGGUUGUGAGAUGUCCCCAGCCAUGGAGAGCUGGAAGUCGAUCGCCGCCAACAUCAACAGCAGGUGUGGAUUCUGCGCGCAGAGAUUCACGGUGUGGCAGGAGAGAGUGGAUCACUUGACCGCGCAUUUCAAGGCUGGCGAUCGCAUGUCUGGAUGGAAGGGAUGCAGAGGCUUGGAUCCAGCGGUUGCGGCGCAAGUCACGAAUGCGAUGCCACCGUAUCUUAUUGGAAUUGAGGCUGCGAGUCCCAACCCGUUCUCUGCUACAAACAGAGCAACGUGGCGCCAGGCGCCCGAGUUUGGAUCCCAGGAGUGCAAAGGAAGACACCAAGAGUGGGAAGCCACUUGCUGGGAGAUUCUCACCGUCCGACUCGGCAAGUAUGCAAAGGAAAUGGCAGACAAGGGCUGCGUCUUGUCCGACGAGGACCUGCAACGUCAAGCACGUCUGAUCUUAUACGAUUCGGACGAUGCCUGGAACCAGACGGCAGCCGACAAUCCGGAGUGGCUCGACCUGUUCAAGAAGGCGCAUGGCCUGGACUUCAUUCCUACGGCGAUCGGUGGUCAGGGAAACCAGAUCCCAGAGGAUCUUGAGACAUACACGGAUCUUGGACUGCGAAUCCCGUUCACUGUGCAGUUGCAGGCGUAUAACCAGGAUCAGACCGGCAGGAAUAUGGCAGACGCAGCUACCAGGCCAGGUCCGUACCAGAAGGCGAGGGAGAAUCUGAAGGAGGUUUACUCGCUACUUGCGACUGAAGGCGUCUUGUACAAUGGCGAUCAGUCUUGUCCACAUACCAAGUGCUCGGAGAAUCUGAUGGACGUCAGCAAAGUUGACGGUGGGAAUUCGCCGGGCUCAAGGCUGAGAAGAUGGUGCAACGAAAAGCUCUCGACAGACGCCGCAGAAAAGCUGACGACACUACGAACGAUUGGAGCCAUCAAGCCCAACUCCGCUGCGACCGCCACAGAGAACCGCCAUCGAGCACUCGCCACGCUCUGGGAUCUCGAAGCCAUCGCUCACGAACACACCGGCUCCUGCUCAUCCAUGUUCGACAUGCAAGCCGCCGCCAACGCCCGCGCUCGAGCCCUGACAACCCUCGACAACCAAGAGAAGCAGCACACCUCCUGCGCUUGGCAGGAAUCCGACGUCCAACUCAGCAAUGCCCGAGCCCGAACUCAGGGCUUGGAAGCUCUAUCCCACGCCGAGUGCACAAGCUCAGAGAGACGAUCGCGAGCCCUGGAAGCGCUCUCCAGAGCCGAAGCCCCAGAGAAGAUGCCCGAACUAGGAGGACGGAAAUGGCCCGGAUACCUCCCACGACACAAGUACGAACUGCCCAAAGACCGCGCGAGGCUCUUCGCCACCACGACUCCCGCAUGGGAGGACAGCGGCAUGAUGCCCGCGCCCGUGAGGACGUCCCUGCCGGAAAUCAGCGAGAUCCCCACGACCACCACCACGACCAGCACAGGCGCCAUGAUGGAAUUCCUCGGCGGCGAUAUCGGUUCCCACCUCCCCUUCAGCUCCGACGCCCUGACCUCCCAGAUCCCGCUCCCAGACUACUCCGCCGCCGAAACGGACUGGCAGCUCCCCGACGGCGGGACGGUCAGCCACGAGGAUAUGAUGGAUUUGAUCAAAGCGACCAGCGGGGAAGCCGAGCCGGUUUUUGACCCGGUCAUGGCGGAUUUGGAUAUGGAUUGGAUGAAUGCGGAUAUGGGUGGCAUUGCGACCACGGGGGAUGGAGGUGCUGGGAUGGCGACGGGGGCGGUGGGUAUGGAUGAUGUGAAUUUUGAGGAUUUGACGUUUGAUGGGGUGUUUGAUAUGCCGAUUGAUGAGACUUUUGGGGGGAGUGUGUAG